UUUUCCCCCACUACAAUGGCGACGGUGCAGCACCGCGGCGAAGGGCCUCGGGCUGGAGGUGAAAUUAUCAACGCUAAUUCUCAUUUUAGUACAAAGACAGCAGGAGCGGAGGAGAAGGCAAACGGUGGGAAAAGUAACACUGUCUCCAACAGCCCUGGAGGAGGAGAAGGAGGAGGUCUCGGGAAACGGCCAGCCAGCAAGGACGAACUCCAGAACCAGUCGGCACCUCCUAAAAUCCCCAAACCGGGCGUCAGUAGCGCUAAGAAGGCUGCUCCUAUUUCCAUCAAGCUAGGAGCUAGUAAACCGAAGGAAGCAGCGCCCAUUUUACCCUCCAAAAAACCUGCGUCUGUUUUCGACGACGAUGACAGUGAACCAGAGGAGAUGCCUCCAGAAGCGAAGAUGAGGAUGAAGAACAUUGGAAGGGACACCCCGACUUCGGCGGGCCCCAACUCCUUCAACAAAGGAAAGCAAGGAUUCUCUGACCACCAGAAGCUCUGGGAGAGGAAGCUCAAAUCACAAACGGACAAAUAACUCCCUACGUUAUAACCCUCGUUGUUGUUUUUUUUUGUUGUUUUUUUUCGACAGACUUUUGUAAAAUAUACAUGUACAUACGUGAUGCGACUUUGCCACUCCGACGCCACUUUUUAACGUGUGAUUGUUUUUGUUUUGUUUUUUUAACCACAGAAUCAUAGCCUUUCAUUAAUUUAUGUUGAUGGUGAUUCGUAUUUUUCUCCAGAUUUACCACGGUUAGCAUAUUUGAUCAAUUGUAGUACCAAAUACCAAUUAGAUGGACAUUAUUAGCAAUAAGGAAGUAGAUUUAUAAGACGUAGAGUUCCUGAUGCUGAUCAAACACGUGGUGUGGUUAAAGUGUACGGAGUAAGAAUGUGUGUUCUGUGUUGUGUGGCUGUUUCUUUGGGAAAGAGGAUUAAACCUAAACAAUAAGAUGA
This is a messenger RNA of Ictalurus furcatus (blue catfish), 947 nucleotides long. It is a transcript of the gene pcnp, whose product is annotated as PEST proteolytic signal containing nuclear protein. NCBI's taxonomy places the organism in Eukaryota, Metazoa, Chordata, Actinopteri, Siluriformes, Ictaluridae. Bases 16 to 531 code for a protein of 171 amino acids. Gene Ontology annotation, cellular component: nucleus. The record is from RefSeq and is a predicted model, not a curated record. The transcript has 5 exons. Gene Ontology annotation, biological process: protein ubiquitination; proteasome-mediated ubiquitin-dependent protein catabolic process.